Contarinia nasturtii (swede midge) is the source of this 1661-nucleotide messenger RNA. RefSeq names its product probable 28S rRNA (cytosine-C(5))-methyltransferase (gene Nsun5). Gene Ontology annotation, molecular function: methyltransferase activity. Gene Ontology annotation, cellular component: nucleolus. Lineage: Eukaryota; Metazoa; Arthropoda; Insecta; Diptera; Cecidomyiidae. Gene Ontology annotation, biological process: rRNA base methylation. The transcript has 6 exons. The coding region runs from base 190 to 1536 and encodes 448 amino acids. The record is from RefSeq and is a predicted model, not a curated record.
AUAACGUGUGUUUUGGGCGACAUCUUGUGUAAAAAGACAUACUCACAAUAUGUGUCAUUCUAUCAUAAUGUCAAAUUCUACUGUCAUAGUUGUUGUUGUCAAUGCACAUGGCACGCGGUUUGUUAUUCUUCUCUGAAAACAAAUCAAAUUAUACAUUAAAUUACUGUAUAUUAGAGAACAUACGAUACAAUGGAAAACGAAUCACAAUUUAAACAUUCAAUUAAAGUUCCUAUCCAAUACAAAAAGGCAGCGAAAAUUCUGAAAACUUCAAUGGAAGGUCGUGCCUCAAUAAAAGGACAAAUAUUUGCUGAAAAACAUGCGAAAACAAACCGAUUGUACGCGCUUAUAACAAAAAUUUCAAAUAAUAAAGAUACAAUCGACGAAUUGUUGAAGCGCAGUAAGAUUUUGGAACGAGAAAAUCGUCUGGACAAAUACUUGUGCUAUGUUUUAGUUACGGAACUAAUCUUUGGCGCUAAGAAAUUAAAUGGAGAAUCAAAGCCAGUUUUAUGUGUUGCAGCCUAUGAAGAUCAAUUCAAGCAAAUACUGGUCGAAAUCGAAAGCGAAAAGACACCGGAAAGCAGCAGUAACAAUUCUGCCAAACAAAAUAGUGUAAAACCACGUUAUGUUCGUGUAAAUAUAAAUAAAAUGACUCGAACCGAAGCAUUGGAUUCAUUUGUAAAUGAUGGAUGGAUCGAAGUAAAAUGCACAAAUUACGAUGAGUUUUUGAAUUCAAUCGCGAAUUUAACAAACGAACAAUUUAUCUCGGAUAUACAUGUCAACGAUCUAUUCAUUUUCCCAGCAAGCAGUAAACGAUACUGGGCAUUGAGUAGUUUGGCAAAGGAAAGCAAAAUCAUUCUGCAAGACAAAGCAAGUUGUUUGCCAUCAUUUUUGUUAAGCCCACCGCGUGGAUCCAUCGUUUUAGAUAUGUGUGCGGCUCCCGGAAUGAAGACUUCACAUUUGGCUGCAAUUAUGAAAAAUCGUGGAACAAUUUGGGCCAUUGAACGUGACCGCAAACGAUUUGAGACAUUAAACGAGUUUGUGCAGAAAACUAAUUCAAAAAUGGUGAAAACAGUCAACUCCGACAUACUUUCAAUAGAUCCUUCUGAAUAUGAGAAAGUAGAGUACAUUCUCUUGGAUCCUCCAUGUUCUGGCAGUGGAAUGACGAACCGAUUAAACAUCUUUGGAGGAGAUUCAAACAGUGGUGAUCCGAGCGACAGACUAUUCCAAUUAGCAUCGCUACAAUCGAAAAUGCUGGUUUUUAGUUUGAAAAAUUUUCCAAAUGCUAAAAAAUUGGUUUAUUCCACAUGUUCAAUUAAUGUUGAAGAAAAUGAACUGGUUAUUCAACGUGCUCUUGAAUUAUGUCCGGAUACAGAUUGGAAACUCGUUAAACCAUUGGAAUUCGCUGAAAAAUGGAAAAAUUUCGGAAGUCCGAAGUUCAAACAUAUCGGAAAAAAGUGUUUGUAUGCAAAACCAGACAUCGAUCGAACUGAUGGAUUUUUCGUAGCUAUAUUUGAGCGGCAACAACAGACCGAAUAAAUAAUAUUGUGUAUUUAUUAUGAAAUAUGCUGUGGCAAUAAAUACUUUACUGUACUUUGUAUCGAAAGUUGGUAAUUUUGAGUUUGAAUAAAACACCAUUUUCACUUUGUUAUACAUUCAAUGUA